UUCCGUUUCCAAAAAACUGGGAAAUACUCUGAUUAAGUCCGGUUUUGUGGCCCAGGCGGCUACCUUUAGCCUCAACAUGGAUUCGGACCGUCCAACCAAGCUGGAGUUUGCGGUGCAGAUGACAUGUGAGAGCUGUGGGGAGAAAGUUCGAGCAGCUUUGGAGGGUAAACCAGGAGUGAGGUCUGUCAGUGUCGACGUGGGUAAAGAGGAGGUUCUGGUGGAGUCGGCUCUGACCAGCAGCGAAGUCCAGGCUCUGAUCGAAAGCACCGGCUACAGAGCCGUGCUGAAGGGCAUCGGGGGAUUGGAGCAAGACCUGGGUGCAGCCGUGGCCAUGUUGUCUGGAGCAGGAUCGAUUCAGGGUGUGGUGCGCUUCCUGCAGCUCUCUGAGGAACUCUGUCUGAUCGAUGGGACGGUGGACGGGUUGGAGCCCGGGCCCCACGGUCUCCACGUCCACGCCCUGGGGGAUCUCACGCAGGACUGCCUCAGUUGUGGCGAACACUUCAAUCCAUUUAAUAAACAACAUGGAGGCCCAGCUGACUCUGAAAGGCAUGUAGGUGACCUGGGGAACGUUGUGGCUGGACCAGACGGCAGAGCUUCGUUCAGAUUAGAGGAUGCUCAGGUUAAGGUGUGGGAUGUUAUUGGUCGAUCUCUGGUUGUUGAUGCAGGAGAGGAUGACCUGGGUCGGGGCAGCCACCCUUUAUCUAAACAAACAGGAAACUCUGGUGAAAGGUUAGCCUGUGGGAUAAUUGCCAGAUCAGCGGGACUUUUCCAAAACCCCAAGAAGAUCUGCGCCUGCGACGGGGUCACGCUGUGGGAGGAGCGAGACCGGCCGAUAGCCGGGGAAGGCCGGAGCAAGGCCAACCCUGACAUGCCUUCAGCGCACCUCUGACUCUCGGACACAGACUUGGAGAGGUGGCCCUGUGGAGGAACGUUGUGUAGACUGUGGGGGGCGGAGCUUAAAACUUGAACGGGAGCUCUUGAGGUUUCCAGAAAAAUGAACUUGUUAAAAUCGGAUUACGUUGCACUCACAGUUUUGUACUCUGGAGGUUUCAACAGAACCAAAGCCGUCUGCAGUGUGGGUGAACGUAUUCCGUU
Molecule: messenger RNA, 1095 nt
Organism: Nematolebias whitei (Rio pearlfish)
Lineage: Eukaryota; Metazoa; Chordata; Actinopteri; Cyprinodontiformes; Rivulidae
Product: copper chaperone for superoxide dismutase
Exons: 8
Coding region: 77-889 (270 amino acids)
Biological process (GO): removal of superoxide radicals
Molecular function (GO): copper ion binding
Source: RefSeq, a predicted model, not a curated record